CAGUUUUGGUAAAACCAGGCUGGGCAAUGGUAUCAACAUUCCAUGGUGUAAGCUUUUCUUUCUUCUUAAGAUCUUCUUCUUCUUUCUUGAUUCUUUCUUCUUCCUUUUCCAAAUCCUGCAGAGCUUUCUUCAAAGUAUCCAAGUCUGUUGUAUCAGAUUUUGAUGAUUCUAAUUCAGCUACUCUCUUCAUAGUUUCUUGAAGUUUUUUGAGAGUUCUGUAUUUAUGCAAAUAAUGUGAAUAAGUUUCCACAGUUGACUUAGUUGGCAAUAAAAUAAAGUAGUAAAACGCUUACUCCUGUUUCUUUCUUUCGUGCUCCCUUUUCUCUCUUUCCCUCUCUUCCAUUCUCUCGAUUCUUGCUUGAUGUCUCCAUCUGAACAAUGAAGGUGUGUCGAUGUUGGGAUGAGUGUCAUCCUCAUCAUCUGAGAUCUGUUACAAAAAAAUGAUUCAUUGUAUCAGUAAAAAAAGAAAAAAAUAUGAUCUGAUUAAGAAUAAAGCGUUUUUCCAUGUUUGCAUUAGAGAACAAGUGGAUAAUAUCCCAGUAAAUUCCAGAACUCCAAAGCUGACUCACACAAAAUGGCAAAAAUGUUGCUACAUCCGCACAAAUACCUAUGGAGCAGAAAAGACUCUCAGUCAGAACACAACAAAUAAACAAUCAGCGAUAAGGCCGUUCCGCCACUGUAUAUUUUCAUCCUACUUCCAGAACUUUCUACCCGCCGCGAGCGCUGAAAAGAAACGGAUAUCGUCCUAAUGCAGCGACGAUAAUACUCACCUCGAUGUCUUUCCACUUGCUAUAGUCAACCAUUUUCACCCGGUCUUGAUUUCGCUAGGCUGGAAAAAUCGACUCCGAAAAAGGCUACCGGCUACUCGCUUUUUACUCUCGUCGUCAGCUUUCCUCGUGAGAUACGGAAUUUGCACUUGUUAACUGUCGCGGGUUGGUCGCGGUAGAUUCUGAUUUCUGAUGGUGCACUGGAGCCGGCGCAGUUUCUAGAGUCUUUCGCGGUGUACUUCUGCGCGCAGGUUGACCAAUGGCGGGAGUGUUGUGGCUACUAGGAAAACAGCUGUGAGGGUAGUUAGCAAAAGGACCGUAAUUUUUACGAGAGUUGUCACUUUGUCAGUGGGAGAACGAUAGGAUAGAACGUUCUGAGAAUACGUAAGGACUUUUGGUGGGUUUUCCCAUGAUGAUGUGUUUGGACUUGGAAAGGCACUGAGAGUUCAAUGCCACUUGCAAAGGAAGCAGAUGAAUUUUUAUAAUAUGCUAAUAAAUCGUUAAGAUGAUAUCGACAAGAUAUGCUUCAUUUUUUUACGGAAUCGUAAUAGCUUCCGUCACUUGGGCAUUUAGUUUGUAUCUUUAUUCUCGGCUUUCUCAAAAUGAUAACAAUGUCAAUCCCACUAUGUUCGUGUCUGAUCUUCCAAAUUCUCUCAAGGAGUCAACUUUUGAUCAAAGAAUAAGGCAGAGACAAGAGAAUAGUAACUCUAUCUAUAAAUUAGGCAAAGAACUGGUUGGUGGUAAGGAACAGUAUGAUUGGAAAUCAAGAAGAGAAUACAAAAACAGUGACAAACUUCUACAACAGUUAAUGCCUGUUCCAGUUAAACCAUCUGUUACUGUUGGACAAGGUUUGGAUGAAUUAGGAUUGGUAAAAAAUAUGGACGAACAGAAGAAGCGAGAAGAGGGUUAUAAAAGUUUUGCUUUUAAUGUACUUGUUUCUGAUAACCUUAGUUUACAUAGGGAUAUUCCUGAUACAAGGCACAAGUUAUGUAAAAAUCAAACAUAUGACCAAAAACUUCCAAAUGCCAGUAUUGUUAUAUGUUUUUACAACGAGCAUUACAAUACUCUACUAAGAUCUCUAUAUUCUAUUCUUGAUAGAACUCCCAAACAUUUGUUACAUGAGAUUAUUUUAAUUAAUGACUUUAGUGAUAGUAAAAGUCUCCAUGAACAAGUAAGAGAUUAUGUUAAGCAAAAUUUUGACAAUAAAGUUAAGUACUACCGAACAGAGAGAAGAGAAGGCCUCAUUCGAGCAAGAAUGUUUGGGGCAAAGAAAGCUACUGGAGAAGUUUUAGUUUUCUUGGAUAGUCAUAUUGAAGUAAAUAAAAUGUGGUUAGAGCCUUUGUUAGCUAGAAUAUCUCAUUCAAGAACAAUUGUGCCAAUGCCUGUGAUAGAUAUCAUAAAUGCAGAUACCUUUCAAUAUAGCUCAAGUCCAUUAGUGAGAGGUGGAUUUAAUUGGGGCUUACAUUUUAAAUGGGAUAGUUUGCCAAUCGGUACAUUAUCACUAGAGCAGGAUUUUGUAAAACCUAUUAAGUCACCAACCAUGGCUGGAGGUUUAUUUGCAAUGGACAGAAAAUACUUUUUUGAACUUGGUGAAUAUGAUGCUGGAAUGGAUGUAUGGGGUGGUGAAAAUUUAGAAAUAUCAUUUAGAAUAUGGAUGUGUGGUGGCAGCAUAGAAUUGAUACCAUGUUCAAGAGUAGGUCAUGUAUUCAGAAGAAGAAGACCUUAUGGAGGGAAUGAUCAGCAAGAUACCAUGCUAAAAAAUUCUUUAAGAGUAGCCUAUGUUUGGAUGGAUCAGUACAAAAAAUAUUUUCUUAAAAAUGUUAAAAAAAUAGAUUAUGGUGAUAUUACAGAAAGACAGCAGUUGCGCCAGAAACUUCAUUGCAAAGAUUUUGCUUGGUAUUUAGAACAUGUUUAUCCAGAAUUAACUUUGCCUGAUGACAAUCCAGAAUUGAUGAAAAGUAAAUGGAGUAAAGUUAAUCAAAAAUUGAUUCAGCCCUGGCAUUCACGCAAGAGAAACUACACCAAUGAAUACCAAAUAAGGCUCAGUAACACAGCUCUUUGUAUUCAAAGUGAGAAAGAUGUAAAAACCAAAGGAGCCAAAUUAAUUUUAGCGCCAUGUUUAAGGAUUAAAACACAGAUGUGGUAUGAAACAGACAGGCAGGAAUUGGUUUUAGGACAAAUGCUUUGUUUAGAGGGAAGUGAAAAAAUGCCUAGACUUGGUAAAUGCCAUGAAAUGGGUGGCACACAAGAAUGGAAGGUUAAUGGCUCUAAUAAAAUACCAAUCUACAACAUAGCAACAGGAACCUGCUUAGGAGUUGUAGGUCCUAAAAAGAAUAUGCAUGUUACAAUGGAUUUAUGCUAUAAGGAUGAUAAGUCAACUAUUACAUGGGAUCUUGUAAGGUCAAAGUUACCUCUUAAAGCUGCAAGCUGACGUAAAUAGCAUAUUAACGUUUCAAAUCAAAAUUAUGUGAAUGAUUUAAUACAUUUUUUUUACAAUUUUUAAGUGACAGAUACUUUUUACCCUAAAACAACGAGUGUUUUUAAAUAAUUUUAUGAAUUUUGAUAUAAACUACUUAAAAUUUUUAUAUAAAAAAAUUAUACACUAUUGAUUUUAUAAAAUACGAACUUUGAUAGCAAUAUAUUAUACAUAUUGGAAUAAGCUAUACACUCAUUGACUGAUUAUAAUUUGAAAUAUUUUUUAGUAUUUAUUAGUAAAACACAUUAUAUGUUUACUAAUCGAUUCCUCGAAUCUCUUCUAACUUUAAAAACUUUUAUUUAAUGUUAUACUUUCUUAAAAUAUUUUGAUAUUCCUACGAUUUAUUUAUACAUAACUUCAAUUGUUAUAUAUUUGUAAAUUAUAUUAUAUUAUAUCUUUUAAGUUGUUGAAAUAUUUACGUUGAAUUAAUAUGUAAUGUAUACCGAACAAUAUAUUUUUAAUGUGUAUUGAAAA
Nasonia vitripennis (jewel wasp) is the source of this 3717-nucleotide messenger RNA. It is a transcript of the gene Pgant35A, whose product is annotated as polypeptide N-acetylgalactosaminyltransferase 35A. Gene Ontology annotation, molecular function: Notch binding. The record is from RefSeq and is a predicted model, not a curated record. The coding region runs from base 1273 to 3198 and encodes 641 amino acids. Lineage: Eukaryota; Metazoa; Arthropoda; Insecta; Hymenoptera; Pteromalidae. Gene Ontology annotation, biological process: regulation of Notch signaling pathway. The transcript is spliced from 7 exons. Gene Ontology annotation, cellular component: Golgi apparatus.